Messenger RNA from Tricharina praecox, 693 nucleotides. Its product is annotated as interferon-inducible GTPase-domain-containing protein. The coding region runs from base 1 to 693 and encodes 230 amino acids. Gene Ontology annotation, cellular component: membrane. Gene Ontology annotation, molecular function: GTP binding. The transcript has 3 exons. The record is from RefSeq and is a predicted model, not a curated record. NCBI's taxonomy places the organism in Eukaryota, Fungi, Ascomycota, Pezizomycetes, Pezizales, Pyronemataceae.
AUGGGCAACGUAGCUUCCUCAGCGGGGGACCUUCGUGAGCACAUGUAUGUCGAAGACACCAAAAUCAAGCUACAGUAUCGAACCGAUCGCUUUCAUUUUGUCAUCUGCGUUGCAGCUGGAUCGGGGAAGAGUUCACUGAUCAACGCCUUUCGAGGCAUUAAGGCGAAGAGUCCGGGGACAGCUCCGGUGGGGAUCGUUGAAACAACUUCUGAGGUCACACGGUACUCCGAUCGUCGCCCGGGGAUGCCAUACGAGCUAUUUGUAUGGUACGAUAUCCCGGGUGCAGGCACUGCCGGCGUACCCCAGGGGAAGUACUUCAUCACGCAAGGACUGUUCAUCUUUGACUUCAUUAUUCUGGUAUACGAUACCCGUUUCACGGAGAUCGAUGCCGAAAUUCUUGCGAACUGCCGCGAGUUCGACGUUCCCGUUUUCAUCGUUCGAUCCAAAGCCAACCAGCACAUUCGUAAUAUGUUAGAUACCGACGAAGACCUUACACCUACCGAAGCGCGCGAGCAAUACAUCGUCGAAACUAGACAGAAUAUCGAAGCGAACCUCAGUGGGCUGAACCUCUACGACGAAAAGUCUCGCUGCUAUAUAGUCUCGAGCAACAUCAUGUACAGUAUGAUCAAGGGGUUCGAGACCGCCGUCGACGGCGCAAACUGCCACCAAGGAAAAAUGCGGAGGAUUACAUAG